AUGUAUCUUCAACAAAUCGAACAGGUACUACAAAUCAUAAGUCUAGAGAACAAAUUAGUUUAUCUGAUCGGUGACAUGAACAUCAAUUUACUUGAUGCUGAUUCAAAUGCCAGCAAAUUCCAACUUCAACAAUUAUUAACAUCAUACAACCUAUCAACUUUAAUAACAACCCCAACAAGAAUAAGUUUAAAUAAAAAUUCAGUCAUUGAUAACAUUUUCAUGAGCGAACCAAAUGCAGUAGAAUUAUGUGGUACACAGGUAUGUGAUCUUUCGGACCACCUACCAAUUUUUAUAAUUGUAAAUAUGAAGUCUAACAGAAUCAAGAACCAUUUUCUGAAGGAGAAAUUAUACUCGUUUACAAGUGAACGAAUCAACAGACUGAACGAAUAUUUGAUAAACAUGGACUGGUCAAACGUUUUAAACUGUGAGGAUGUAAAUGUCAGGUUUCAACGAUUCAUAGAGAUUUUUGUAAAGAACUUCAACGAAUGCUGUCGUAUUUCAUCAGCAAGAAAAAUUAAAAAAAUAUCACGUGAUAAACCUUGGAUAACUGAUGAUCUUAAAAUAAUGUUAAAUAGAAAAACCAAACUGUAUACAAAAUAUCUAAAAAAUCCGAAUAUUGAAAAUCUAAUUGAAUUAAAGUCAAUUAGACAAUCUUGCAUCAAAUUUAAAAAUAAACUAAAAAAACAAUACUACAGCGACAUCAUAGAAAAGAACAUAAAAGAUAACAGAAGAACGUGGUCGAUUAUUAAGAACAUUAUCAGCACAAAUAAAAUCACCAAUACCGUCACAUCAAACAGUGAAAUUGUUCGUUCUCCUGCGGACGCCUUAAACGAUUAUUUCACCGGUAUAGCUAUAAAACUAGGUUCAUCUUUCAACAAUUCAACACUCUGGAAAAAUCACCUCACUAAUAAUAAACUUCAAAACUAG
Messenger RNA from Helobdella robusta, 927 nucleotides. RefSeq lists its product as hypothetical. The record is from RefSeq and is a predicted model, not a curated record. The transcript has a single exon. Bases 1 to 927 code for a protein of 308 amino acids. NCBI's taxonomy places the organism in Eukaryota, Metazoa, Annelida, Clitellata, Rhynchobdellida, Glossiphoniidae.